AUGGACGUCGUCGUCCUCUCUGUUUUCUUUCACCGCUCGCCGGUGAAGAAUUGGUGGAUGGCGGAUCGGGUGACAUCAGUGGGCGGCAAGUUUUCCACGGUUGCAACUGUGAUCAUGGUUCUAGGUAGUAGUAGCAGAGACGAGACGUCCUUUGAAGCCACCCCCUGGUUGGAAUCAGACUGCGAAGAUGAUUUCUACAGCGUCAACGAAGAUCUGACGCCUGCGGGAUCGUUCGCAUCCCGAACCAGCGGCCGGAACACUCCGCCACCUAGACCCCGCGAUCUACCGACACUGGCGGUGAUCCUGAAGGCCGAACCCCUGAAGCCGCCGCCGCCGCAAAGGAGGCUGGGCGACCUCCUGCGAGAGGCGCAAGACGACGACAAUGACAAUGACACCGCCGUCGACGGCCUCUCCAGAGACGACUCCUUGCGCAUGGGCGCGGAGGCCAACCGGUGCUGCGUGCCGCGGCUCGCGUGGGCCAUUAGCUGCAACGGGAGGACACAACGCAAGUGA
Zea mays is the source of this 513-nucleotide messenger RNA. RefSeq lists its product as uncharacterized. NCBI's taxonomy places the organism in Eukaryota, Viridiplantae, Streptophyta, Magnoliopsida, Poales, Poaceae. The transcript has 4 exons. Bases 1 to 513 code for a protein of 170 amino acids. The record is from RefSeq and is a predicted model, not a curated record.